AUGGCCGAGAACAACUCCUCAUCCCUCGACUACGCUCGCUACACCCCCGCCCACGAGGACCGCUACGUCCACUCCAUGCGCCAGCUGAUCUCCAAAGACCUCUCGGAACCCUACAGCAUCUAUGUCUACCGCUACUUCCUCUACCAAUGGGGGGACCUCUGCUUCAUGGCUUUCGACAGCCACUCCCAAAUCCCGGGCCCGGACUCUGCGCCCCCUAUGGUCGGUGUCGUUGUCUCCAAGCUCGAGCCGCAUCGCGGUGGUCCGUUGCGCGGGUACAUUGCCAUGCUGGCUGUGAGCGAGGAAUACCGGGGGAAAGGGAUUGCAACAAAGCUGGUUCGAAUGGCAAUUGAUGCGAUGGUGGAGCGAGGUGCUGAUGAGAUUGCCCUCGAAACAGAAAUCACGAACACGGCCGCUAUAAAGCUCUACGAGCGGUUAGGAUUUCUGCGGAGUAAACGGCUACAUCGAUAUUAUCUGAAUGGGAACUCAGCAUACCGACUCGUGCUCUAUUUGAGUGAGGGCGUGGGUUCUAUCAGAUCUCUAGACCCGUACGGUCCUCCACCUGAACAUAUUCCUGCCGCCCAUUCUCAUCCUCAUCCUCCGCCCCCACUUCCGGUGCUACAUGAGAAUGGCGGAUGA
This is a messenger RNA of Aspergillus calidoustus, 636 nucleotides long. The record is from the annotation of a GenBank genome assembly. Lineage: Eukaryota; Fungi; Ascomycota; Eurotiomycetes; Eurotiales; Aspergillaceae.